This is a messenger RNA of Corticium candelabrum, 1395 nucleotides long. RefSeq names its product collagen triple helix repeat-containing protein 1-like. NCBI's taxonomy places the organism in Eukaryota, Metazoa, Porifera, Homoscleromorpha, Homosclerophorida, Plakinidae. The transcript is spliced from 4 exons. Gene Ontology annotation, cellular component: extracellular matrix. The record is from RefSeq and is a predicted model, not a curated record. The coding region runs from base 408 to 1235 and encodes 275 amino acids.
UGUAAAAGUCUUAUUGUUUGAUCAUCUAUACAAAAAUGCUUUUUGGUGUCUAUUUGGUGAGAAAGCACGUGCAGUGAGUUAAUAAGUUUUGCACACUUUAGCAUAUUUGCGAUGGUGGGUGACAAUGUGAGAGAUCAAUGCAAAUAGGGUGUUGUAGAAAAUGAUGUGCUGAUUACGAAAAUGACAAUAUGAACUUGUAGGCAGGAAAUGAGAAAGGGGGAGGGGCUGGAUAUGAAAACAUAUUGAGGUCAUCAUUUGUAGAUGAUUUUGGAAACAUUAGAUUAGGUGGAAAUGUUCUAUUUCAGACUAGACUGUACCCGCCCCGGAUGUGAGGGUGUGUGAGGAGAAGUAUAUAAGAGCAAGCUCACCAGCUCACUUCAUCAGUAUCGAGGAUAUCGGUCAUCAUCAUGUUUUCAUUUUUUGUGACAGUUCUUGUGCUCACUCAAGUCAUUGCUACUUCUGCUGAUCAAAGUGCAUCAGAUGAGAGAAAUCAGCAGACAUAUGUGUCUGCUGGUGUACCUGGAGUACCUGGAGUACCCGGAUCAGCUGGAGUUAAUGGAUCACCCGGACGAGAUGGAAUGAAAGGAGAAAAGGGAAUGAACGGAGAGAAAGGAUUAGUUGGAGAUGCUGGUGCACAAGGAAUUAAAGGAGAAGAAGGAAGAAAAGGAGAGAAAGGAAUAAAAGGAGAGAGAGGAUUAGUUGGAGAUGUCGGUGGUAAAGGUAAUGCUGGGAAGAUAGGUCCACAAGGUCCACAAGGUCCACAAGGAAUAAAAGGAGAAACAGGAAGGAAAGGAGAGAAAGGAGAAGCUAUGACACUCAACUGGAAACAGUGUGUGUGGAAUAGAAAUGAUAGAAAGGACAGCGGUCUGAUUCAGAACUGUAAUUUUAGGAAACAUGACAACAAUUCAGCUCUACAUGUUGCAUAUGCAGGAAAUCUCGGGCUUCUAUGCUCCAGUGGUGCUUGCUGUUCUCGAUGGUAUUUUACAUUCAACGGUAACGAGUGCAGUGGACCUAUGACUAUUGAGGGAGUUGUGUAUGGUGGUCCAGCUGAUGAUAAUCCUGCCCAUCACAGACAGAUUGAGGGAUACUGUGACAACAUUCCAGCAGGUCAAGUCGCAAUUGAAUUCUACAUUGGAAACUGUAACAAAUGGAGAUCAACAACGCAUAAUGGCAAUACAGGCUGGCAUUCACCAUCUCGCAUUAUGAUUGCUGAAGUUCCUCCAUCACAAAAGUAACUGAAUUAGAGAGAAAUUAGAACUUGUGUUCAGUAUAGUUUGCAGUACGUACAGUACGAGGUAGCUGAAGUAGGAGGCUGGAUGGUGGGUGUGCAUGUCUCUCUUUGCCGUAUGUGAGAGUUUGUAUGAUUAAUUCAAUGUGAAGCAGCAACAGAACAAA